This is a messenger RNA of Nicotiana tabacum (common tobacco), 767 nucleotides long. The record is from RefSeq and is a predicted model, not a curated record. Lineage: Eukaryota; Viridiplantae; Streptophyta; Magnoliopsida; Solanales; Solanaceae.
GGCAUUGGACAGGCAAGGAACUCACCUACGUCAGAAUCAGAAAGACUUGCAAUCCAUUCGUCCAGAGUUUCAAAAUCUAAUUUUCACUGCAGUGAUAUCCACAUUACAAGGAACAUAUCAUGCCCUGUCUCGCCGAUUGGUAGCCCUCUUUUACAUCCAAGGUCACCUCAACACCUAAAUGGGAGGAUGUCUCCUUCACCCAUAUCAAGUCCUAUCACCAUGUCUGGCUCAUCAACACCUCUCUCUGGAGGGACUGGUGCUAUCCCAUUUCAUCACCUUAAUCAGUCAGUUUACUUACAGGAGGCAGCACAACUUCCACAGAGUCCUUAUAUGAAUGGGCCUUCGUACUGGGAUCCUGAUGUUUUACGAGGGACACCGUCAGGAUCUCAUGCUUUCCGGGAACUGGCAUCCUCUCAAAAUGAUGCUCUUGGAAAGCAGUUCGGGAGGCCUACGACAGGAGAGCUUUUCGAUGGGCAGUCGGUGCUGGCCAAUCGAGUGUCUCAGCAACUCCUAAGGGAUCAUGUGAAACUGGUUCCUUCACUAGAUCUGAACCCUUGCCCUCCUUUGGAAGGUCGCACAGGUGAAGCAUGAUAUUAUAUUUGUCAGAUACAACAUUCGAGGUUGAAAAAAAAAGAUACAACAUUCACGGGAAACUUCCCAGUUUCAUUGUCUACUGGGUUUUCUUGUAAAUCUGUUUAUCUUUGUAACUUUGAAGGAAGCUGAUUUGUGCAAUAAGGAUCCCGUGGAAGGGUGGGGGUUGGGGACUU